Messenger RNA from Dacryopinax primogenitus, 1762 nucleotides. RefSeq names its product kinase-like protein. Gene Ontology annotation, molecular function: protein serine/threonine kinase activity; ATP binding. NCBI's taxonomy places the organism in Eukaryota, Fungi, Basidiomycota, Dacrymycetes, Dacrymycetales, Dacrymycetaceae. The record is from RefSeq and is a predicted model, not a curated record. Gene Ontology annotation, cellular component: cytoplasm; nucleus. The transcript has 6 exons. Gene Ontology annotation, biological process: protein phosphorylation; mitotic DNA damage checkpoint signaling. Bases 21 to 1673 code for a protein of 550 amino acids.
CGCCUUGCUGGGGAAAGCUUAUGGGACCUGGCAUCAAACUAGCACAUCUUUUUGCGGAUAGACUUGUGUAUAUUGCAUGGCACACCCUAUCCCCAGCAGACUCGGCACCCGACUAUCUCAAGCAUCUCCUCCCCAAUCUCGUAUUCGAAAUCACAUGGAACGGUUAUGGUAUACCUGGUCGAGGAGCUGAUACGCGACUUACGGGAGAUUGGAUGCCUACGAGCAUGCACUUCACGGUACAGAACCGGGGCUCACAAAGGAUAUUCGUUGGGUCGACGGAGGUGCCACAAGGGCACGCGAUACCGAUCACUUGGGGUCAGUCUAUCCAAUUAGUGGAUGGCGAGGAGCUGCGGCGUGCGAAUCUCCCUGAGGAGUACCUACAAAUUGCGUUCAUCGCGCCAAGCAUACCACCAUCCAACGCAGCACCGAACGAUGCCUUUCAUGCCGAGUACAAACUCUGUGAAUCUCUCAACGGUGGGGGAUUUGGUACGGUCCAUAGGGCGGUGAGAUUCCUUGGGGGAGGAGAGUUUGCCGUCAAGAUAAUCAGGAAGACGAUGAUGGCGAUGAGAGAGUCCGAACUCGUCAACAUCGAGCGCGAAUGCGAGAUCAUGCAGCAAGUCAGCAGCCAUAUGAAUGUCGUGCGAUACUACCGUGCAUACAACUGUCAAGACCAGCUGUACAUCGUGAUGGAACUUGUCCGAGGGUCAGAUUUGCAGAAGCUAUUAGUACAGCACCAAUUGAACGAAGAUGAAGCGCGCUAUCUCUUUCGUCAGCUGAUUCACGGCAUGGCGUACUUGCAUAGUCGUGGUAUUGUCCACCGAGAUCUCAAGCCGGAAAAUAUUAUGAUAACCAUGGAUAACCCACCAAUUCUAAAAAUUGCCGAUUUUGGACUGUCGAAAACCGCACACAGUCGGACGGCCUUGAAGACUUUCUGCGGGACCGAAAUCUUCAUGGCACCGGAAGUGUUCUCCCCACGGAAGAAGUCAUAUGAUGCGAGCAUCGAUGUCUGGGCAAUCGGCCUGAUCCUGUUCACGAUGUUGACCCGCCACUAUGCCCUUCCCUCGCGUGAGAAGGGAGAUCCGACGUGGUCGCCAAGACUCGAGAUCAUGAGGUUAGAUCUGUUGAAUCGUGUGAGCGAUGAAGCCAAGGAUUUAUUCUUUAAGCUGGUUGUAGAGGAUCCGAAACGGCGCAUAACGUUGCAGGAAGCACUGAAGCACCCGUGGUUGCAGCAGUCUCAUGCACGACCCGAUCAGAUCUUUGCUGAACCGUCAACUGCCCCGCUCACUCCAGAGAGCCAAGUCUCGGGUAGUCUGCCUGGAGAAUCGUGGACAGGUUUCCAUAGUACUUCAAUAUUCCACUUGCAGGGGUUGUCAUCCAGCUACGUGAACAUUCCCGGGGGUUAUCAUGCCGUGACAGGUGGGCCUUUAAUCACCCCGCAGACGUCCCGGCAUUCAGAGGGCCCGAGUCGACCGCUUCCAGCGAAACGAUCUUCUGAGCGAUUACGUCUGAAGAAGAGCGCCUCGCUGCCGAAGACGCGAAGUAUGUCGAACAGCAUGGGGUCGAAACACAAAGGAACACCGCGAGCAGCAGCUCCGAGCCCAUCCCGAACGCGGAAGAGGAAUGCCCCUACCGGGAAGAGAAAGGGCGGGAUCGAUGCUGCCUUGGCGGUGUGAUGAGAGAUUUUCUAAGUUGUGGUUGAUGAUCUUGUUUAUUGUUGUGAUUUAGCAUAUAUAUAACGACCGCUGUAGGACCUUGACAUGAU